GAAACCGUGGAAAAUUGUGAUAGCGAGAUGAUCAAAGUGUUAUUUUGCGGGGGGCAAAAACAAGUGGAAAAAUGUACAGGGGGAAUUCAGUUGUUUUGAUGUUUAUUUGUGGUUUAAUGAUUUUGAAUUUUUAAUUUUAUUAGCUUCCAAGUCCUUGAUUAAUAAUCCUCAAGAGACACUAUUUUUCUUCUAGUAAAUCCGUUCAUCAUUUUCUAAUUAUUGAAUUAUUUAUUGGAAAUUUCACAGGAAAUUCCAAUAUUUAGUUCUGAAUUUCAUAAGCAUUGAAAUAGAAUUUUUUGUCGUGAAGUGAGUACCCGGAGGUCAGGAUGGUGACACUUCCGAGAGACGUUACCGUCAUCACUGUGGAAUUAUUUCCACCUGAUAAUGAUAGCGUGUAAACAUUUUUCUCCGGCAAGAAAAAAAAUUCAUAAAAUUGAACGAUGUCGAUUAUGUCAGCGAGAAGACUCGAGGAGAAUGGAGUUCAUCUGGUGACUAGGAGGGGAAGUAUAGCUUUAACUCUCCAGGCGAAUUUAGCAGCUUUCGGAUCGUCUGUGGAUUCUCUUCAGGUCGUUGGAUCCGCGAGGAGACGACUGAGCAAUGUCAGCGAUGCUGUUUCCAGGAGGAUUUCACACACGAUCGGAUGGAGAUCUGUGUCUGCUUCGCUCGAACUUAUUGUUGCUCAGGGCUCUUCAUUAUGUGGCCAAUACAUAAGAAAUCGCCUCAAGCGCUCUGGAAUAUUCCAGCGAAAACUGGGACUGAAGCGAAUGCGGAGUGCACUGUCUGCCACUUGCUCUACCGUCCUCACUGAAGUCUACCCCGAAUUGAUCGCGCUUGGAGUUGAGCUUGAGAAAAUGCACCCCAAUCUAUUCACAAGAAUAGGAAGACAAGUGGGAUGUGGAGCCUUUUCGUCCGAGCAGACUGCCACCGAGGCCCUGCACGAUGUUGCGAGGGAAAUGCUCAGGUUUGGGGAAAUGACUUGGAGUAAAAUAAUUGCGCUUUAUGCAGUGGCGGGGGCUAUCGCUGUCGACUGCGUUCGGCAAGAUCGACCGCAGUUUAUUCCUUCCAUUCAGAGAGCCAUGACGGAGAUCCUCGAAGAGGACUUGGCCAGUUGGAUCCAAGCGAAUGGUGGCUGGAGCACAUUAGCGACGAAGUAUCGGCCACCAACUGAAAAACCAACUUGGCACGAGCGAAACUUUGUGAUUCUUUUAGUGAUUUGUACUUUAUUCGUGGGACUCAUUGCGAUUAUUUUGAGGUCCUUAAUAAGUUGAUGAACUGUGAACAAUAGAUUUUAUAGAAUAAUGCAAUCGACGGUGAUAUAACGUUUAUUGAUGUAACAAAUUGAAAAAUCAUUUCAUGAUCGAGUAGUCUUAUGUGAUUUCAUUAUCGCUAGAUCUUAUUUCAGUAUUUCUUUGUAUUUUUAUGAUGAGGAAACUCAUCCAUCCGUUUAAUCUUCGGCAGUGCGCUGUCUCUUACGGACAAGACGAAUAAAAAUAUUUACAGUA
Diachasma alloeum is the source of this 1502-nucleotide messenger RNA. RefSeq names its product bcl-2-related ovarian killer protein homolog A. Gene Ontology annotation, molecular function: protein heterodimerization activity; protein homodimerization activity. Gene Ontology annotation, biological process: intrinsic apoptotic signaling pathway in response to DNA damage; extrinsic apoptotic signaling pathway in absence of ligand; regulation of apoptotic process. NCBI's taxonomy places the organism in Eukaryota, Metazoa, Arthropoda, Insecta, Hymenoptera, Braconidae. The transcript has 4 exons. The coding region runs from base 441 to 1268 and encodes 275 amino acids. Gene Ontology annotation, cellular component: mitochondrial outer membrane. The record is from RefSeq and is a predicted model, not a curated record.